UUUCAUAAUUAUUAAUUAUUAUAUUCAUAAUUAUUUGAAACUUUGAAUGUAAUAAAUUAUUUCAUCUAUUUAAUUAUCAGUCUUGGGUUUUUUUUUAUGGCUGUGGUGUCACUGUAUUACCUAUUAAUCCCCUCCAUUGUUCAUUGUAAAUUGUUAACAAAUUUGAAUUAUAACAUGAUAUAAUGUAAACUAUAUCUUGAAUUAUAUUUAUUCAUGAUUCAAUUAUUAUUAUUUAUUUUAUUAACCCGAUUCAUCUUGAUUCCUAUCUUUUAGUGUCUAGGGUGCUGGGUAUCUGCUGAUGUUAACAUUUUUAAUGACAAAUUACCUGCAAUUAGCAGUAUUGACUGUGUUAGAAAUUAGUUAGGUAAUUGAAUACAGACUACUAUUAUAGAAGACUAUUAAACUACUAACACAUAAGUAAAAUUAAUUUUAAACUCGAUAAUGAAUGUUAACUGAUCAUAAUCAUUUUUUGUAUAUCUAAAUGAAAUGUGUAUAAUCUAAGUCGUUGUGUUUAUAUAAUUUUGACAUUUGGUUGCUAUAGCUAUGCAGAUACCUAAUCUAUAAGACAUUUGAUUUUUUCUGAAAUUAUUUGAAAUGAGUUCAUAUCUUGAAUAUAAGGUAAAAACUAACCAAAAUCAUUUAAUUACUGGCAUAAGUUACCACCGCCAACUUGGUCUGUUGGCAAUAAUAUCAUGUACUGAAAAUGACGAAGCACAAAUUCUUAUAUGCGAUGAAUUAGGUGAGGAUUUGCACAAUUCUGGACCAAAUGUUUGUAAAGGCCACAUAUCUUCAUUUUGCUGGCAUCCCACUCAGCGUACAUUAGCUAUUGGCUCAAAAUCUGGAGAACUAUAUAUAUGGAAUGGCGGAUUAGUAACUGCCUUAGACUCUAUUCACAAAGAAACUAUUGUAUUUUCUAAAUGGUCAUCACUUGGUGGAUGUUUAGUAACUGGAGAUCAGACUGGUAUUAUAAUCGGAUGGAAGUCUGAUAGUCGAGGUUUGCUUAAAAUGUCAUUUAAGUCAAAUGUCGAAGCUAUUUUAUCUAACGAAAUUUCAUUUAGAGCUGGAAAAGCUGCUACUGAUAUUUCUAAUUUAGCCAAAAUGGCAGUAGCUGGUGACCAAAGUGCCUUAGAUAUAUUUAGUUCUUGGCGGCCUCGUACAACUACGUCGCAUGGUCCACGCACUGUAACUUCAGACAAUAUAACAUUUUACUGUGCUGCAGUGACUGGAGAACUAUAUUAUUUUGAUGAAGAUGGAGAAUUCAGCAUUGUACUUAUACCCAAAUCGAUUAUUUUAAGAAUUUUAUGCCAUGAAUCAAAAGAUAUUUGUAUUUUAGUAUGCAAGGACUUAACUGUAGCCUAUUAUAAAUGUCAUAAAAAUGGUUCAUUAAGUGAAGUUUCUAAGGUUAAGUUAAAUGGGUUGAAAGAAGAUAUGUGUAUCAUUUGGGCAGGUCCAUUUUUAUUAGCAUGUACAACAAACGAUGUGUCUAUUCGUUUCUGGGAUAUUGAGUCUGGAAACAGUUAUGUUUUAACUGCGCCGGUCUCUUAUGCGUCCUCAUACCCUAAACAAACAUUUAUAAAUAUUUCUUAUUCAGUGGAAAAAGGAUUAUUGUGUGGGGCAACAAAUCUUGGAAAUAUUAUUAUUUGGCGUUAUGAAGAAGAAACUGUUGACCAAUGGAAUAUUCAUGGUUCAUGUAAAAUUCAAGAUACCAUAAAAUACUGUGUUUGGAGUCCAUUAAAUUUAGCAGUACAUGCUACAGAUGGUAUUUAUAUUUUACGCGAGCAUGCAUUGUUGGCAACGUACAAAGAAGACAUGGCUAUUGUACAAAUGUCUGCAAAUGAUCUUAAUGUGUUUCACUCUAGUACAGAUGAAUCAUUUAGUUUAAAUACUAAUAUACAAGUUAUAGGCCUAGCUUUGAACAAAGAACAUAUAUGUUUAUGGAAUGGGAAAUCAAUAUCAGUUUAUAACAUUAAAUCUAAAGAAAACCCUACAGUAGUUGGAACUUUCAAUUGUGAUGUGCAAGAAGCUUGUAUUUAUGAUAGAAUUGUAAUUGUGGCUGAGAAUUGUGGAAAAUUACAAAUAAGAACAUUUCAAGGUACCAUUAAACAGACAUUGGAUGUUGAAGCACCAAUAGUUUGUCUCACUUUAAAUACUUGCUAUUUAGCAGCUGUCACAUUAUCUGGAGUUAUUCAUAUCUGGGAUUUAAAUAGAAGGGAAGCAAAAUCAAUGUGUAAACCUAAAGAUAUAACACUAAAUAUAGAUGAUUAUGGCGAAGCUAUUCAGUUACGUUUGAACAGUAAUGGUACUAAAGUAUCGUUUACUGCAGCAAACUUAAAUUUAGUACCAAUGCCACGGUUAUAUGUUUGGGAUCGAGAUUUAGACAUAAUUUAUGUGAAACAUUUUGAAAAGGGUUUAGACAUGGAUGAAAUACAAUAUAAUGAUACAAGAUUUAUUGUUUCUCACUAUUGGGAUACAAACGAGCCAAAUUUAUUAUUUUGUGAAGCGAAAAGUAUUGACAAACCAGAAAGUAAAUCAUCAAAACCAAGUUUAUAUACAUUAGCAAAUAGACAGAAAAAAAAUAAAAUGAUUGGUUCAUCUGUCAUACUAAGUAUGUUCUUUAUUGAACAAAAAGGAAUUAAAAUUCAAGAUAUUAUACAUUGCUCCGAUCAAUUUUGUACAUUACUAGGACUUGAUGCUCCGUAUUAUAUAACAUUAUGCAAACGCAAUACAAAUUCUAAAACCCGUGUUAAGCGUAUUCUCAUGAAGGAAUUUGAAGGAAUUGAAGACUGUAAUUCUGAUAUUCGAGCAGCUAUUAUCAACUUUGGUUAUAAUUUAUGUCUUGGAGACUUGGAUCUAGCUUUCAAUUUUAUUACUAACAUUAAAAGUCCUGCUGUCUGGACAAGUUUGGCUAAAAUGUGUGUAAAAACAAAACGUUUGGAUGUAGCUGAAAUAUGUCUGGGUCACAUGAAUGAUUGUAGAGGAUUAGCCAUUUUGCGUUCAAUAAAUAAAGAGCCAGAACUGGAUGCAAGAGUGGCUUGUCUUGCUGUGCAUCUAGGAAUGUAUGACGAAGCUGAGGAAUUGUACAAAUGUUGUAAUCGCUACGAUCUUCUAAAUAGAUUCUAUAGGGCUAGAAAUCAAAUAACAGCAUCUUUAGAUGUGGCUGAGACAAAAGAUCGUAUACAUCUUAGAAAUACAUAUUAUAAUGUAGGUCACAACUUAGAAAAUAAAGGUGAUGUAGCUGGGGCAGCUGCUAUGUAUUGUAAGUCAGAAACACAUGGACUUACUAUACCAAAGAUGUUAUUAGAUGAUCCAGUUACUUUAGAAAAUUACAUAAUUAAAAAUAAAAAUGUAGUGUUAUUGAAAUGGUGGGCUCAGUAUUUAGAAGGUAGUGGUAAUAUGGAUGGUGCAAUUAAGUAUUAUCAACAAGCAAAUGAUGAUUUGUCUACAGUUCGCAUAUUAUGUUAUCUUGGUCAUAUGGAGCAAGCCGCUCAAAUUUGUAUGAACACCAGCAAUAAAGCUGCUUGUUGUCAUCUCGCAAGAUCAUAUGAAAUGCAAGGGCUGUAUGAAGAAGCUGUAAAAAUGUAUGUUGAUGCCACAGCAUAUGUAAAUGCAAUUCGUUUAUGUAAGGAGCAGUUUUUUGACAACCAUCUUUGGAAUAUUGCUUUAUUAGCAGAUGUCAGAGAAAAGCUAGGUGUAGCCCAGUAUUUUGAAGAAAUUUCACCCGAUAAAUCAGUCAUACUAUAUCAUCAAGCUGGUUAUUUACAUAAAGCUAUUGAUUUGGCCUUUAAAUGUAAAAACUAUGAUGCAAUUGUUACAAUGUCUCAAGAACUGAACAUAGAAGAUGAUUCAAUUUUAUUAUUAAAAUGUUCAAAUUUCUUUAUGAGUCAAGGACAUUAUGACAAUGCAGUUAAUUUAUUAGCAAUGGCAAACAAAUUUGAAGAAGCUGUGGAACAAUGUCAAGAGCACAAAGUAAUUAUUACUGAAGCACUUGGAAAUCGUCUUACACCACCAUCUGAUCAUGCAAAGCGUACUGCUAUAUUAGAGAAACUGGCUGAGUGCGCUUUAAUGCAAGCCAGCUACCAUAUAGCAGCAAAAAAAUUCACCCAGGCUGGACAAAAGAUAAAAGCAAUGAAAGCGUUAUUAAAAUCAGGGGACACAGAAAAAAUUAUAUUUUAUGCUAAUGUAUCCAGACAGCAUGAAAUCUAUAUUAUGGCCGCAAAUUAUUUACAAACACUUGAUUGGCAAGAGCGUCCAGAAUUUUUAAAAACUAUUGUAUCAUUCUACAACAAAGGAAAGGCCCCUCAUCUUUUGGCUAAUUUCUACAUUUCUUGUGCUCAACUUGAAGUUGACGAGUAUCGCAAUUACAGUAAAGCUGUAGGUGCUUUAUCAGAGGCAUUGAAGGUAUUGUCUAAAGACAGUGAUCAGUAUAAAACACUAAUUGAAGAUAUUGCAAAAAAAAUAACUUUAGUAAAAAAAUUUCUUGAUGUUAAGAGACAAAUUGACAGUGGUGAUGGUGAUUCAGCUAUGACAUUAUGUCGACAAAUUUUGUCAGCUCCCAAUAUGGAUAUACUUAGAUAUGGUGAUGUAUAUUCAAUGAUGGUAGAAUAUUAUACAACUCAAGGCGAAAAUAAAAUAGCAGUUCAAUUGGUGAAUGAGCUGUUGGCUCGCACUCAACAAAAAGAUAAUUUACUCUUCUAUAUUGAUAAAGAUAUUCUUCGAAAAUUAGGUUUUCAAAAGGAAUCCAUUAAAGAAAAUAGCAUUGACGAAGAAGAAGAAAUUCCUGAAGCAUAAAUGCCCUGAUAUUUUGGAUUAUUAAUGUUAAAAUAAUGUACUACAAGCUAUUAAGCAGCAAAACUGCAUGUCUUACUUAGUCAUUAGUUAUAACUUAUUAAUAACUGUCAUUUUUGAUUAGCAUAUGGAAUCAAGAGCGGAAUAUAAUUCCCUUAAUUAUUAAAAAUCAGCAUCGUAAAAAUGUUUUUAACUUAAGUGCCCUCUCCGUACGGAAUAACUGGAUCUCCCCUUGUUUGGAAAUGGAGUUGUCUGUACGAUUAUAUUAGUAAUUAUACCAAUAACUAAUAAGAUUAUUUUAUGCUUUGAAUUGUUUUUAUAAAAACUUGAAUUGAUCUCAUAAGCCAGAUUUUAACUAUAUCAUAUGGCAGCAUAGUUAUAUAGCAUGUGGUUCAAAAUUUCUCUACCAUACUUAAAUUAUGUAAGUACUUAACAUUUUAGAAUAAUUUAUAUAAUGUAAAAUUAUGAACAAUUAAAAUUAAAAUAUAUUACCUAUCAAGCAAAUUUGUUGAUAAUUCACACUGAUUCAAAUUGUCUUUUUUUUUAAAACUCCUUUGAAUUUUAAUUCUUUUAAAACAUUAGCAGUGAAUUUUGACAGUUAUCCCUGUUUUCACGCAUGUUGUACAUCAAAACUCUUAAUAGUAUUUCACCCAUACAGGUAUUAGAUUAGAGUUUUAAGUGAUACAAUUGUACAUUAUUAUUAGGGUUUGGAUUUUUUUUUUUAAAUUUGCCUGGAACGGUUUCCUAGCUACAAAUAUGUGUCAAAGAAAAGUAUUCUAACAUUUUUUUUAAAAUGAUUUUCUUACUUUUAAAUUUUUUGUUUCAGAUUGAAUCCAAAAUUAUAAGAAAAAAAAUGUUUUUUCUAAGUUUAACAGGAUAACCCAUUAUUUUAAUAAAUGCAAUACAUUUAUUGUAUUAUAAAAAUUAUUUUAGGUACAUAUUUUGGGGCUUAUAGAAUAGACUAUAGAGUAAUACAUGAUGGUUUAUAGAUGGAUAGAUUUAUUUUUUAAAUUAAUUUAGAGAAUUGAAAUGUGAGCCUUACAUAUUAUGCUUAUUCAACUCUUAUCAUUGAUUAUACAAUUUACUUAUCGAUAAUAGUAUACAACCAUGAUUUGGAAAUAUAUAGCCAAGUAUCCAAAUAGGAUAAUCGACAAUAGUUAUUAGUUAUUACAGUAUACCAAUACAACUUGUCGUUUUGAAAUGUUUUAAUAAUACUUUAAAUACAAUUUAUAUUCUAAUGAAUAUUCAAUAUAUUAUACCUACUAAACAUAUUACAAGACUAUAAUAAAUGUACAACAAAAUAUUCAAAAAGUAAUUCACUUUCAGGAAAUAUACUAUAUUAUAUAGUGAAGAUUUUAUCAAGGCCAACAACACCACGUGACAUUAACAACUGUUAAUUAAAAAAAAAAAUCAUGGAAUACUACAGAAGUAAUAAAAAAAAAAAUAA
Molecule: messenger RNA, 6232 nt
Organism: Myzus persicae (green peach aphid)
Lineage: Eukaryota; Metazoa; Arthropoda; Insecta; Hemiptera; Aphididae
Gene: rempA
Product: intraflagellar transport protein 140 homolog
Exons: 21
Coding region: 595-4788 (1397 amino acids)
Biological process (GO): intraciliary retrograde transport
Cellular component (GO): axoneme; intraciliary transport particle A; ciliary basal body
Molecular function (GO): protein binding
Source: RefSeq, a predicted model, not a curated record